CCUGAGAGGUCGUGAAUCGGGAAAACAAUCUCGGUCCAUUCCAGAAACACACCCGAGAAUUACUACGCGGAACUAUACGGCGAUCACCGCUGUAGUUGAUGGAUCAGCUCAGUCAUGCUGGACAUCUGCAACAAUAUGUAACUUUUUAGUCUAAACAGCCUGAAAGUGAUUCCUUCACUCUGCAUAAACAGUUCAAAUAGAAGUUCAAAUAUAGAGAGCGACAUUAGUAAAAGCAGCUUUGAAUAAAUCUCGUUGUCAAACAGAAGCAUUGGUCAUUCAUGUGGUGGCCAUACUUCGAACAGGCUGAUAGAGUCCAGUUAAAUCUGUAUGCCUGGAUUUCAGAAGGGAGAAAUCGAGCGGUUUCUCGCUGUUUUGCAGGCUUUGCUCUGGGAAUUCUCCACGUACUUCUGCAGAUCGGCCGCCCGGUGCCGCUGUUGACCGCUGAGGCUCCGCACAGCUCCUGGAUCCGCCGCCCCCGGGACUGCGGGGCUGCACCAGCCCGGGCUGCUCCGCUCGGGGCUCGGCAGCCUGGAUCGGCAGCUCCAUCCAGCUCACAGGGGGAAGAGAUCGCUUCGCUGUGAGGGAAUGGAGCUGAGGAAGAGGGAGGAACCGCUCUCAGGGCGAGUGGUAGCUCUGAUCCUGGUCCUCUGCGUAUCGGGGGUGAGAACAGAGACCGCUCGGUACUCCGUACCCGAAGAGGCGGAGAGGGGCUCCUUUGUGGCGAAUAUCGCUAAGGAUUUGGGACUAACCGGUGAGGAAUUAUCGGCUCGAAAGGCUCGGCUCGUUCCGGAAGGAGAAAAGCAGUAUUUGCAGCUGAACCAACACACCGGGGACUUGGUGGUGCGAGAGCAGAUGGACCGGGAGGAGCUGUGUGGGCAGAGCGAGCCCUGCCUGCUGCGUUUCGAGGUGCUGCUGGAGAGCCCACUGCAGUCCUUCCGAGCCGAGGUAAGCCUCACCGACAUAAAUGAUCAUGCUCCCAUGUUCUUAAAUAAAGAGAUAGUUCUAAAGAUUCCGGAAACUGCAAUGCCAGAAACUCGAUUUUUGUUGGAAAGCGCUCAGGAUCCAGAUGUAGGGAACAACAGUCUUCAGCAUUACAGUAUCAGAUCGAAUGAGUAUUUCCAUAUCUGUACCCGGAGGCGGAGUGACGGCAGGAGGUACCCCGAGCUGGUGUUGGACCGAGCCCUGGACAGGGAGCAGCAAGCAGAAGUGGCUUUCAGUGUCACGGCUGUGGAUGGUGGGUCUCCACCGCGCUCUGGUACAGCCUUAAUCCGUGUCGUAGUCCUAGAUACAAAUGACAACAUCCCGGUAUUUACCCGGAGUCUGUAUAAAGUCCGUGUAUUAGAAAACAGUUCCCAGGAUACCUUGGUGGUGGCGGUGUCUGCUAGCGAUUUAGACUCAGGAACGAACGGGGAAAUAACCUAUUCCAUAGUUCAAAAUUCAGAGGAAAAUCACCAGACGUUUAAAAUAAGUUCAGAGACAGGGGAAAUUCGAAUCAAAAAGCCGGUGGAUUAUGAAGAAACAAAAACCUACGAGAUAGACGUGCAGGCCACAGAUGGAGGAGGUCUGUCUGCACACUGCAAGGUGGAAGUGCAGGUGGAGGACGUGAAUGACAAUGCCCCGGAGGUGAUCAUCACCUCCCUCACAAGCACCCUCUCAGAAGCCGCCCCACCGAACACCGUGGUGGCCCUUUUCAACCUGCGGGACCGGGAUUCGGGGGAUAACAGCAGGACGAGCUGCGAGCUGGCAGGCGAACAGCCCUUCAGCAUCACGCUGCUGGCAGCCGACGCGUACGCGCUGGUGACAUCGGAGGCGCUGGAUCGGGAGCAGGUGGCAGAGUACAACGUGACAGUACGGGCCCGAGACGAGGGCUCCCCCGCGCUCUCGGUGUCCAAGACGCUGUUCGUGCGGCUGUUGGACGUGAACGACAACGCGCCCACCUUCACUCAGACCAUUUACACCAUGGUGCUGAGCGAAAACGAGCCAGCGGGUACGAGCCUGGGACGUCUGAACGCUACGGACGCCGACGCGGGAAAAAACGCCCGAGUGAGAUACGCACUGGAGCAGCCCUCGUCGAAAGGCCACCCCGUCGAAUCCUUCGUAAGCGUGGACGCGGAAACUGGAAUCGUGCGGGCGCUGCGCCCGCUGGACUACGAAGAGGUGCGCACCUUCGAGGUGGAGGUGCGCGCUGCCGAUGGCGGCUCCCCACCGCUCAGCGCCCAGGCGCUGCUGCGCGUGCUGGUGCGGGACGAGAACGACAACGCGCCCGUCGUGCUGUACCCGUCACCCGACAGCAGCGCGACGGCGGGCGAGUUGGUGCCGCGCUGGGCGCCGGCAGGCUACCUGGUGGCCAAGGUGGUGGCGGUGGACGCGGACGCGGGGCAGAAUGCGUGGCUGUCGUACGAGCUGGCCAAGGCGUCGGAACCGGGGCUGUUCCGCGUGGGGCUGCACAGCGGCGAGGUGCGCACGGCGCGACCCGUGGCGGAACGCGAUACGCCCCGGCAGAGGCUCGUUGUGCUGGUGCGAGACCGCGGGCAGCCGCCGCGCACUGCCACUGUCACCAUCGGUAUCGCCCUGGUGCGUGAGUUCUCCGACGCCUUCCUCCAGCUCAACCACGGUACAGAAAGCAAGAGGCAGCAGCAGCCGCAGGUGGCCGAGGAAGAACUGCUCACCACCUACCUCAUCGCCUCCCUGGGCUGCGUCUCCUCGCUCUUCCUUCUCUCCGUCCUCGCUUUUUCGGCGGCCAAGCUCUGCCAUGCUCACCUCCGGCCACACCCUUCGCCUCCCUCUGCCCGCUGCUACGCUCACGGCGACUUCCCCACCGACGACGUGGACGCGUCCCGCACGGGCACUCUGUCACCGGCUUACCACUACGAAGCCUAUCUGACCAGCGCCUCGGGGAGGAGCGAGUUCCAGUUCCUAAAGCCCGGCCUACCCAGCCCAACAAGCAGUGCUGAGGCAGGGGCAGGCAAACAGGAAGAAUCGCUGUGCUGGUCGCAGCCCGCUGGAGAGAGGGGAGCAGAAAAGGGCAGCUCAGACCUUCCUUUCGCUCAGCCGCUUGACUGGCCGGCCGGCAGGCGCGUCCACGCCUGAGCCUUGCCGGGACCGGCCUCCGUUCCCCGUCCUCAACCUGAGAUUCCAGUUUCCGUGUAGCACCGAGAAGUGCUGUUCCUUGCGUGCUGCCCCGGCGGAGGCUCCUACCCAUUUUCUCUGGCCGUGGAGGGCGGCUACGUCCCUCCGAGCUCAGCCGCCGCCGAAUGAUGCCGUGGGAAACGCAAUGUACUUGUCUUGCUGAAGGGCAGGGAUUGGCCUCCCGGACGCCAGGUGCACAGACACCUGCUCCCGGGCUCAUGGCAGCGGGGAGCGGGGGAAGACGCGGGGCAGGUGCCGCGGUUGCUCAUGUGCUCGGGCUGACCCGGUGGCCUCGCAGGGAUCUCCACUCUCCGUCCCUGCGCUUCCCUGGUGCUGUGCGCGCGUUCUGCCGCGGAACCCCAGGCGGGCGAGCGG
This is a messenger RNA of Columba livia (rock pigeon), 3504 nucleotides long. Its product is annotated as protocadherin beta-15-like. Gene Ontology annotation, cellular component: plasma membrane. The transcript has a single exon. Bases 586 to 3090 code for a protein of 834 amino acids. NCBI's taxonomy places the organism in Eukaryota, Metazoa, Chordata, Aves, Columbiformes, Columbidae. Gene Ontology annotation, molecular function: calcium ion binding. The record is from RefSeq and is a predicted model, not a curated record. Gene Ontology annotation, biological process: homophilic cell-cell adhesion.